UAGAUAAGUAAUGGCAUUGACGUUUGUUUCGUAAUGGCUGGGUAAAUAUAACCUACCUUAGAAUAAUGGAUAAAAAUGAAGAAGAAUUAAAAAAUAAAGCCAGAAAAAAGGUUGGCGUCAUAAUUAUUGGCGGUGGAAUGGCAGGCCUUUCUGCUGCCAAUCAUUUUAUUAAAAAUGGUUUCAAAGAUUUCUUGUUGUUAGAAGCUCGCAGGCGAUUAGGUGGAAGAAUUGUACAAAUUAAAAUGGGUAACGAAAAAGUGGAACUUGGUGCUAAUUGGAUACAUGGUGUAUUAGGAAAUCCAGUUUAUGAGUUUGCUAUGCAACAGGGUCUAGUUGACAUAUUACAAAUACCAAAAUCUCACAAAAUUGUUGCUGCUACGGAAGCUGGGAAACAAGUACCCUUUCCAAUUCUCCAAGAAAUUUAUGAAGCAUAUCUUUGCUUCCUUAAGCGAUGCGAAGAAUAUUUUAUUUCGCAGUAUUUACCCCCUGAUGGUAUAGAUAGUGUAGGUGAUCAUAUAAAAUUGGAAAUAAAUUUAUAUUUGGAACAAUUUAAAGACAAAAAUGAACGGCAUUUACGUGAGCUAAUAUUUGAUUGUUUAUUGAAACGUGAGACUUGUAUUUCUGGCUGUGAUGAUAUGAAAGAAAUAGACUUACUAGAGUUAGGUAGUUAUACUGAACUACAAGGUGGAAACAUUGUGUUACCAGGUGGUUAUAGCUCAAUUUUGGAGCCGUUAACAAGAUACAUUCCAUCAUCUUCAAUUUUAAAGGAACAUCCUGUAAAAACUAUUUAUUGGAAUAAAAAUAAUACAAGCAAUGGAAAUGAUUCUGAUGAUUCAGACAGAACGGUAAUAGAAGAAUCACCUGAUUCUUGUAAAAAAGACAGUGAUGGUGAUGCAUCUAGUCAUAAUGUUAAAGUUGUUUGUGAGAAUGGUAAACAUUUUUAUGCUGACCAUGUCAUAUGCACAGUGCCAUUAGGUGUUUUGAAACACAAAUAUGAUACACUAUUUGAGCCUAAGUUACCAGAGCACAAAAUUGAAGCCAUUAACAAUUUGUUGUUUGGAACGGUGGAUAAAAUAUUAUUAGAGUAUGAAAGACCUUUUCUUAAUCCAAACAUUACAGAAGUAAUGUUACUGUGGGAUACAACCGAUUAUUCUCAGGACAUUAAAAACAUUUGGUUUAAAAAAAUUUAUUCAUUUACUAAAAUAUCUGACACACUGCUUCUGGGUUGGAUUUCUGGCAGGGAGGCAGAGUACAUGGAAAAAUUGUCAAACGAUGUAGUUGUAGAUAAAUGUACUGAAAUACUGAGAAAGUUUUUGAAUGAUCCUUUUAUACCAAAGCCGAAAAACUGUGUUUGUACUAGCUGGUUUAGUCAGCCAUAUACAAGAGGGUCGUAUACUUCACUUGCUGUUGGCUCUUCUCAAGUUGAUAUUGAAAAUUUAGCACAGCCCUUGUACAGUGAAAGGAAUCAGGCAAAACCUGUCGUAUUAUUUGCUGGAGAACACACACAUAGUAAUUUUUAUUCUACUGUUCAUGGUGCAUAUUUAACCGGACGAACAGCCGCACAAUUACUGCUUUCUCCAGAUGCACCUGAAGAAAUCGUCAUGAAUUGUGACGAAACUAGCGAUUUAAGUUCGUGGAUCCAAGGAAUUAGUCUUGCAUAAUUGCCUUUUUUAUCUUCUGAAAGUACGCUUGUUUUAGGUAAAUACCAAAGUAUCUUUUUUAUACACAAGUUAUUGUUAUUUAAAACUAAGUUAAUAGAUUAAAACAGCAGUAAUUAAUUACACAAAAUAACUGUGAAUGUUAUUAAUUAUAUAUAGAGUUAUUAAUUAAUACUCUUACCUUUUUUGAAUAAUUUUGACAUUAAUUGCCUUAGACGUUGGAGUAUUUGGAAUUAGGCAUAUAAUACAUAAAAACCACAAACAAAAUGAUUUGUUUUAAAAUGUUCCUUUUUCUGAACAUAUAAAAAUACAUUUACUUAAAAAAUAAAAUUUAUCAAAUAUACCAUUAAUGUUAUUGGACCUUUUUAUAAAAUAGACACAUAUUUUCACAUUUGUUUGAUCAGAAAUACUCUAAUAUAGGAAUAAUAAUUAACCGUAUCAGGUGUUUUAAUUUUUAAUUACUUUUGUGUUAAUUAAUGAGGUGUACCCUUAAAAAUGUGUAUAGCUUUUAUAAGUAAUUUUGUACAAUGUGCUAAAUCCUUUAUAUUUUAAUUCAUAAAAUCGAGAGCAAAGUAAGUGCAAUAUUUUUAAAACAAUAAGAUUCAUUUUAAAUCAAACCUUCAUUCUUAUUUUGAAUUGUAUUUAUAUUACUAAGCUCUUUUGUAAUACAGUAUUAGUUAAUAACAUAAUUCUAAGAACAUGAAAUCAUCAAAUUUCAUUUUCUGUUUGUUUCAUUUUUAUGUUGUUUUAUAUUUUGUUACCUAGUAAUGUGCCUAGAUGUAUAUAAAUUUCAUAAAUCAUCCUGUAUGUUAAAUAAAUAGGAAAUAAUUUUAAUUUUACAGAUUGGUAAUUAUAACU
This is a messenger RNA of Agrilus planipennis (emerald ash borer), 2516 nucleotides long. Its product is annotated as spermine oxidase. Bases 66 to 1661 code for a protein of 531 amino acids. The transcript is spliced from 3 exons. The record is from RefSeq and is a predicted model, not a curated record. Gene Ontology annotation, molecular function: polyamine oxidase activity. NCBI's taxonomy places the organism in Eukaryota, Metazoa, Arthropoda, Insecta, Coleoptera, Buprestidae.